CGAGCAGUUGCAGAUGAGAAUCAAGUGUUCGCUAGAACGGUAGUGAGAAUGAAGCUCUCACAAGGUGUUGCUAUUGCUUGGGUGGUAUUGUGCUGCUGUUUUGCGCAGCUAGAAGCGUACCGAAUCCUGUGCAUCUAUCCCAGCUCGGGCCGAUCGCAUGUACUCGUCGGGCAGGCACUACUGAAGGGUUUGGCUGCGCGCGGUCAUGACGUCACGAUGGUGAGCCCGUUCAAGCUUUCGAAACCGGUGCCCAACUACCGGGAGAUCGUGGUGCAGAAGGUCGACCUCGGGCAGAUGACGAGGGACUUUUUGCAGAAAAACACAGGCAACUCGCUCGGCGGUAUAGUGCAUCUCUUCCAGACCCAAUUCCGUACGGCCGAGAUGGCGAUGGAAGACGCCCAGGUACAGGCACUUAAGGACGAGCACUUCGAUCUGGUGAUUGUGGGGUUGUUUGUGGCAGACUUUGUGCUGGGAUUUGGGCCGCACUUUAACGCCCCAACGGUGGUGAUGUUUUCGGCCGGCCUGACAAAACUGACAUCCGACUAUGUCGGUAACCCGCGAGCCGUCGCAACGGUCCCGGCUAUGAUGAUCGGUGGCAGGGGUGCAAUGGAUUUUGCAGGCCGUGUCAAAAACUUCCUCUUUGCCGGUGUAGAAAAUGUGAUCAGCGCCUUGUCGGAGUACGUGCAGACGUCGUACUACGAGCAGUUCUUCCCGCCCGGUCGCUACCCAUCGUAUGCGGACUUGCGGCGCAAUGUUUCGCUCGUGCUGCUCAACACACACUUCUCGCAGGCUACACCGCGCCCCUACCUGCCCAACGUAGUGGAGGUGGGCGGACUGCAAAUCAAAGCCAAACCGGACCCACUGCCCGAGGACAUCCGCGAGUGGCUUGACGGUGCCGGCGAGCACGGUGUCGUGUACUUCUGUCUCGGGUCGAACCUCAAGUCAGCCGAUCUUCCGCAGGCGAAGCUGGACGCGAUUUUGAAAACUUUCGCGCAGCUGAAGCAACGCGUGCUGUGGAAGUGGGAGAGCGACCACAUUCCGAACGCGCCCCCGAACGUGCUCUCGAAAGCGUGGCUGCCGCAGGAUGACGUGCUGGCGCAUCCGAACGUUAAGCUGUUCAUCUCGCACGGCGGCCUGGGCGGUAUGGCCGAGGCCAAGUACCACGGUGUGCCGGUGCUGGGCAUUCCCAUCUUUGCCGAGCAGCACCAAAACAUCCAGUCCAUGAUCGACGACGGCGUGGCGAUGCAGGUGGACUACAAGCAGCUGGACGAGCGUACGUUUUCGCGUGCGGUCAACAUUAUGGUGCGCGAACAUCGGUUUGCCGAGCGGGCGAAAGCCAUUUCUGAGCUGUAUCGUGACCGACCGCAGAGUGCCAUGGAUCUCGCCUGCUAUUGGGUGGAGUAUGUCGCACGGCAUCGGGGCGCACCGCAGUUGCACUACCCGGGCGCCGAUAUGAACUUCUUCCAGCAGGAAUCGUUGGAUGUGAUUGCGUUCCUGGUCGCCAUCCUUUACGUAGUGUUCAAGGUGUCUAAGCUGGUGUUAAGGUUCGCCUACCGAAAGGUGUUCAAAUCGUCUCGAAAGACUAAGGUACAAUAAAAGCGGAGCAUAGUAACGGUGUCUGAUGAAGAUUUCAAUGCAAUCUCGUGGACACAUUUCGAACGGCGCCUAAGAUAAGACACUGACACAGCGAGAUGGUUCCAGAGUGCUUUUGCAGUAUUAUCUAGAAAUUGGUUCGUUGUUCAGCGCUAAAUCAAUCAAUUUUUAUGACAGCCCGCACCAUACGCGUGACACAGCGCGAAACGUUUGACAGAUGAAAUUGUUUCUAAGGAGCCUAAAAUUGUAACAAAACACAUCUACAAAAUAAAACCAUUCCAAGGGACUCCCCCCUCGACACGUA
Anopheles coluzzii is the source of this 1897-nucleotide messenger RNA. Its product is annotated as UDP-glucosyltransferase 2-like. The record is from RefSeq and is a predicted model, not a curated record. The coding region runs from base 49 to 1596 and encodes 515 amino acids. The transcript has 2 exons. Lineage: Eukaryota; Metazoa; Arthropoda; Insecta; Diptera; Culicidae. Gene Ontology annotation, molecular function: UDP-glycosyltransferase activity.